This is a messenger RNA of Danio aesculapii, 1602 nucleotides long. Its product is annotated as zinc finger and SCAN domain-containing protein 12-like. Gene Ontology annotation, biological process: regulation of transcription by RNA polymerase II. Gene Ontology annotation, cellular component: transcription regulator complex; PcG protein complex. The transcript has 3 exons. Gene Ontology annotation, molecular function: RNA polymerase II cis-regulatory region sequence-specific DNA binding; DNA-binding transcription factor activity, RNA polymerase II-specific. The record is from RefSeq and is a predicted model, not a curated record. Lineage: Eukaryota; Metazoa; Chordata; Actinopteri; Cypriniformes; Danionidae. Bases 62 to 1036 code for a protein of 324 amino acids.
AUAGCUGAAGUGGUGUUUUUCUCCACUGUAAUAAUCAGAGACUGUGUUUAUUCACUGUAAGAUGAGCUGCUCGCUGCAGACGCAGAUCUGCUCCAUCUUGGAGGUGCUGCUGAAGGCGGCGGCGGCGCAGAUCGGGCAGCUGCUCCAGGAGGACGCGGCCGCGGUGCAGAUGGAGAUCCGCCGCAGGAACGAGGAGAUCCGCAGCCUGAAGAGCCGCCUGUGGAGCUGCGAGAGCCGGCUGGAGAGACUGACCGCUGCUCGCUGUUCUGUCGGCGUACAGGUGCACAUCACCGACCCCGGUGUGACGGCUCACGAUCAGGAGACGCUCAUGUUGACCAGUCCAAUGAUGAACGUCGUUUCAGAGGAGAAACCUCUUAUUUCUCAUGCACCGGAGCUCCAAUUACAGCCUCUUAAACGAGAAGAUCCUGCGAGUCGAGCAGCUCCACAUGCAGAGGAGGAAGAAGAAGAGGAAGAACUCAGCGGUCUGGAGCUCCAGAUGAAGAUCGAGCAGGUGGAGGAGUUUGUAGACCGGAAACUCAGCAUUCAUGAUGGAAACUCUCAGAUUUGGAGCUCGCAGAAAGAUUUCGAGCAUCAUCAGAGUCUAGCGGAGCCCGAGUCACAUGCACAGAGCUUUCCAGACACGUAUGCUAUGAUGAUGGAGGAUUCUGGGGCUUCAUCUGCUUUAGUUCAGGAGGACGACAGGAAUAAUGACUGUGAUUUUAAUCUCCUUCAGUCUCACGGACACAGCAGCGUAUCGGACGCAUUCUCACUCUCAGCAUCACAUCCGCCUAAAACACACACACAGAGUCUGCAGCAAGGAGAGGAUCCGCGGCUGCAGACGGGCCUCAAGCCGUACCGCUGUGAGGAGUGUGGGAAGAGCUUCACGCAGCGCACCAGACUGAUCACACACGGACGCGUGCACACCGGAGAAAAGCCCUUCCACUGCCGGCUCUGUGGGAAGAUGUUCUCCAGGCAGGACAACUGUCUGCGGCACAUGCGCUUACAUGGCGGACAGAGCUGGCCCACAGGGACGUAACACUGGACUGAUGGCCUGAGGGGUACUGCACAAAACUAAGGGAUUAAGGCCUUUUCACACCAAGCAAGAUAACUAAAAUAAUGCCAAAAAUCUUAAAAUUCUUAAAUCAAAAAGCAUUUCUAGUGAAAAUACAGUUUUAUUUACAGAAAUGAUAAUAUAUAGUCUUUUUCUUAAAGUCCACAUGAAAUCAACACUAACCAUAUUGAUGUUGUUAGCGCACAUUGCUAGUUUUGGGGCGAUCAAUUCAUCUGUGCAUGUCAUUGAGGAAAACUAAAUAGUUUGCCUUUGUAAUCUUCAAUUGAAAUAUGAAGAUGCACUUCCUGUUUGUUUUCAGCUAAAUUCUCAGAUCAGGGCUCCGUUCUUCAUACAUGGAUCACUCAAUUAGCUUGAUUUGGUUAUUGAUGAUUUGACACGCUCCAGGAUCAUUUCGUUCUUCAAAACUCAUCUGAGAGUUGUUGUGAUGGCAACAGUUCUGGUAGCUAAAAUCUGCUCAAGGGCAGCAGCUUAUUAAUAUAAACAGGAUUAGAUCGGCUCAUUUCAAGCAAAGGUAAUACUUUAAGUAUGUA